CACACACCCUCCAUCAUCAUGAAUCAGACUUGGGGCUGUUGACAAUAAGAAAAGCCGGUCCCCCACAAGGGAAUUCACACCUGAGUGUGAGUAGGACUAACUACUCGGACCGGACGACAGAGAAAGAGGCAUUAAUGGCAUCUGUGUCCUGACAAGAGUAAAGGCAUGUAAGGAUACACAUGGGAGAUUUCUUACACUGGAUCCAUAACCAAAGGAUUAAACGGAAUAGUGAAGUAAAGACGACUGAUAACGUGGAUAAAAGUGGAACAUGAUGAUGAAGUCCACCAUCGCCAGCUCCUGGGACGUCUCAGAGUCGGUGUACGAAGAACUGGAUGCACUAAUGCCUGAUGUCACAGAUGGAAGCCAGUCAGAGGUUAAAGUCAGGCCUGUACCUCGUCCCAGGUCGAAAAUACAACCAAAGUCCCAGUAUAACAACAACAAUAGCACUGUUGACCCUGCAGACAUGACUAGCAAUACAACCAAUGUAGUGAGUUCCCAACUCGGUGGAUAUCCUGCAGACUAUAAGACGCCUCGCCCUGUUCGCUCUCCUCCCAGACCACCACUGUAUUCACACAAAUAUUUGAUCUCCAGUAAACCCACAGUCGACGGAGGCAAUCACUAUGUGACUUCAAUUUCUGAGCCAAAUUCUCCAGCUGUCAGUACUGAGGAAGUAAACUCUCCUACACGGCCUGAACGCCCCCCACCUCCCUCCUCUUACAGGAGAGGUUCUACAAUGAGGCUAAAACCUGAGAACUGCACUGAUGAGAGUCAACAAUCCAGAUGUUCCUACAUCAGCUCCAUGCAACAACCUCCAGUCCCACCAGCUGUCGCUAAAGAAGAGGUGACCCUCUGUGUGACUUCUUGUACAACGAGCUGCACUGAUGAGAGUCAGCAAUCCUACAUCAGCUCCAUGCAACAACCUCCAGUCUCACCAGCCGUCUCAGAGGUGAACAUCUUUGGGACUUAUACGACGCAUUUCAAGAGCGCCACAAAUGAGAGUCAGCAAUCCAAAUGCUCUAUUCAACAACCUCCAGUCUCACCAGCUGUCGCUAAAGAAGAGGUGACCUUCUGCGGGACUUCUAGUACAACGGCUGACAGUACUGAGGGAGUACACUCUCCUACACGACCUGAACGCCCCCCUCUUCCCUCCAAGAGAUGUUCUACAAUGAGCAUAAAACCUGAGAGCGGCACUGAUGAGAUUCAGGAAUCCAAAUGCUCUAUUCAACAACCUCCAGUCUCACCAGCUGUUGCUAAAGAGGUGAACAUCUGCAGGACUUUUGGGACAGUAAAUUGCAAGGUACCAGACACACCUGAACUUCUGCCUCGACACGGGCAGUCAUCUCCAAAGACUCUACCACCACCACCUUCAUUCUCCCCGCCUCACCCACCUUCAAAGGGGGAGCCAUUGGAUACAGUGUACAGUGAGCUAGAGCACCGUCCCUACCUGGACGUUCUGCCAGAGGAUAUAGAGAAGAUGAAGACACAAGAAGAGAGGCCAACAUUACGCUACCAGAAACAAGAAGAGAGUCCAACAGUACGCUGCCGCACUUUCACUCUUCACCAGUCCACCGUGGAAUCAGAGGACGUCAUUGGGAUGUUGAGAUGGUUGCAAAGAGUGUCAAAAAAUGAUUUAAUGGAUCCGUCAGUGUAUGGCCUCGGCAUAGAGGAGGAACUCAGAUCAUUUAGUGAGAGAGCAAUGAACGUGAGGAAGGCCCUGCGCCUCUACAACCUCCUCAUGAUGAAACGCAAUGAGUGCCUGCGGAACGUCAUCACAGAGUUCACCUCCAUCUCCGACAGCCUGGACAAGUUGAAGAAGAAGGGCAAAACCAUGGACAUCGCUGGAGGCACCACGGGUGCUGUAGGAGGGGUGACUGCAGUCUUGGGUAUCGCCUUCGCUCCUAUGACCUUGGGUACCUCGCUGAUCGCUACAGCUAUUGGUGCUGGUAUGGUGGCGUCCGCUGGGGGCAUGAGCGUCCACACUGCUAAGGCCAACAAGAAGAUCGUGAACAGGAUGGCGGUUGAGAAACUUGUAUACGAAUAUAAGGGAAAUAUUGUCGACCUGGAAAACUGUCUGAGUUUCAUCCUCUCUGGGAUGAAUGAGCUUCGAAUGCACGACAUCGCCAGGUUACAGAGGGCAGGAGCCCAUGCCGAGGUACUGAAGGUGGCACAUCUGUCACGGUCUGUGUUUCAGAACACCAUGAACAAGGAUAGUAGGACUACUGUUGCACAUAUGGGGGGUGGGAUGGCAUCUGAGAGGCUGCUUCUGGCUUUUGUCAAGGAUAUGGAUCAGUAUUUUACAGAAAAGGACGGACUGAAGCUGAAGAAGUCCAAUAAGAGCAGGUUUUCUGUCAGAGUUCGCCUGCUGGCUGAAAAUCUGCAGUAUGAACUAUAUAACCUGAAUCACAUGUGGGAAAUGUUCGGGUGAAUCAAAGCACUUUAGUGUUGAUUUGUGUAUGCAUGUGUGUGUGUGUGUGUGUGUGUGUGUGUGUGUGAGAGAGAAAGAGAUGUUUUGAUCGGUGCAAUUGAAGAAUAAAUCCCUUAU
This is a messenger RNA of Sebastes umbrosus (honeycomb rockfish), 2542 nucleotides long. RefSeq lists its product as uncharacterized. Gene Ontology annotation, biological process: lipoprotein metabolic process; lipid transport. Gene Ontology annotation, molecular function: lipid binding. Bases 269 to 2425 code for a protein of 718 amino acids. The record is from RefSeq and is a predicted model, not a curated record. The transcript has 16 exons. Lineage: Eukaryota; Metazoa; Chordata; Actinopteri; Perciformes; Sebastidae. Gene Ontology annotation, cellular component: membrane; extracellular region.